Messenger RNA from Cladocopium goreaui, 4716 nucleotides. Lineage: Eukaryota; Dinophyceae; Suessiales; Symbiodiniaceae. The record is from the annotation of a GenBank genome assembly.
AUGGACUUGGGAAGCGCGGUUGAGCUCAUGAAGGAGACUGAAGACAAAGAGUUUCCCAUCGCUGGUGUCAGAGCAGCGCGUGAAUAUCACGAAGCUGUAGCCAGUGGUCCGGGCAAUUUCCUGAGCUACCACGCUGAAUGGCUCCGUCAGUCUGGUGUUGCAAAGCGUGCCAGUGCAGCCCACAUCCACCGAUCCUUGUGCGAGGCCUUGCGACUUCUUCAUACACAUGAUCAAAUCGAGGCCAGCACCACAGCUGCCGGUGAAUUCCUUUCUAGGUGGGCGGUGCAGACAGAAAUUGCCGUUGAGAGGACUCCCGCUCAGCCCGAUUAUAGUGGGCUCGACGUAGUCAGCGGGGCAGCGAUCCAAUCAGAUGGAAGAGCCUCGACGGCAAAGUUCACAGAAUGGGUCACCUCCCGUUUGAAAGAACGGGCUCAGGUGUGGAAGCAGGAGCGCCUCUACAAUCAAGAGAGCCGGAAUCUUCGCGGCAAAGGGUCAGGGGGCAAAGGAGGAGGUGAUGACUCCGACGAUGAUGAGGCCGGAAAGACGAAAAAGAAGAAGAAAUCCAAGGGAGGCCAAACAGAGAAGCUCGAUCUGACAGCCGUACAGACCUGGAUGAUGCGAGAUCUUCAACGAAAGGUCAAAGCAUAUGGAGAAUGUCCAGCUGACCUCAAUGAAGUCAGGGCGAUGUCCGACCUGACUAGCAAUGCCAACCUGUACAACCAGGAGGCCUUGAAUGUUGCCGCCAAGGAUUUGGCACCUCCUGAGGCUUGUGCAUUCCUGAACCACUUUGACUUGCUGGUAGAACGGCCUCAUCAUGAGCUGGAGGGACAGAAGGCCAAGGUCGGGAUGUUCACGGUGAAGAAGAAGGGCAACAGACCAGGUAACACCCAACGCCUCAUAGUGGACUGUCGUCAGCGGCUUGCAGCGACGACCUGCCACUACACGACUGGCAUGAAACAACUAGCGAUCUUCAAAGACACCAUGUAUGACGAUGAUGCUGGAGUUGAGACACCGGUUGUAGAGGGGGAGACUCUUUUGGUCUGUUUCGGCGGCAUGCCCGUGCGUUGGUCGUGGGCUCUAUACUUUGCUCAGGAAAUAAUCAGUGAACAAUGUCGAAUAGCAUGUAGGACCACAACAAGUGAACUUGUCAGGGACAAGACGACUGCUCCGAUGCUGUCACCAGGAAAGGCUGUGAUUGGGGUAUACAUUGACAAUGUGCACACCUUUGGUGGGACCAUACAGGAUGCGUCAGACAACAUGACCAAGAUCCAGCACCACUGCGAAUCUCUAGGUAUUCCUUUUGAAGUUGAUCAUGUUUCUGGACAAACCUCAGUUGACACAUUGGGACUGACCUUCAACUUUGAGAAAGAGAGAGUCGUCGUCAGGGCGAAGCGUGAGAGGGCGUGGAAGCUCUGGCUGGACACUCGGGCGCUGCUGAGGCGGCGACGGAUUAGUGGGGAACUGUUGAGGGUCUGGAUUGGACACGCGAACUUCCACUUCCUGCUGGCGAGGCCCUUGCUAUCCUGCUUAAGUGCAUGCUAUGCCUUCGCGGCCAAGCACAGGCACCAUCGUUACCCCAUGUGGCCAGCAGUUCGCAAAGAAUUAAAAGUCAUCUUGGGGCUCAUCUUCACGGUAGGGCGGAACCUUUCUUCUCCUGCCAAUCCUGAAGUUCAUGUUGGGGAUUCAUCAGAUCGCGGUUAUGGCCUGAUGAGCACGUUUGCAGAAUCUUCACAUGUGGAAGCAGAACUGAGAGUGAGAGAGAAGUGGCGGUUCAUUGUCAGCAAUGAAGCUGUGCUCAAUCCGAAUGGGGGUGGGCCUCCGGAGGUCUUUGAGGAUGUGGAUGAUGACGCCUUCAAGGGCAGCUUUGCGGCAACAGGCGUGGGAGCGAGAACAGAGUAUGGCAAGCAACUGCAAAACAAAGCAGAUGGGGCCGAUGAGGGCUCCAUCUUUGGGGCGAAUUCAAGCCGAUUACAAGACUUGAAAGGGCCAGUUGAGGACUCCCCAAGCACGUUAUUGGAAGUUCAUGCAAUCCCUGAAGUGUCAAGCAGAUGGACCAAUCCCACCAGGUGGAAGCUCUUGGCAUCGGGAGCGUGGCGGGAUGUUGAGGAGCAUAUCAACGUGAAAGAGGCCAGGGUGGCAUUGAUGAGCUUGAGAAGAUUGGGGUCAGAGGACAACGUUGCUAGCGCGCCAUCACGGCGGUUUGGCAUGCCUUUUCGGAAGCGCACUGCGAUCAUGACCAAUGAGAAGGCUCUCCUUUCACUGGCUAUGUCAUGCGAGGGAGGUGAGGCAAACUGCGACCCCCGGGUGCUCCAAGAGGCACGUGACUUCAUCCACAAGCACCCGGCCAUCUUUGCUCAGUUCAAAAGGUCCGACAUCGAUGCCGAGUACGCCAAAAAGCCGAUCCACGGGCAGACAGAGGCAAAGCUUAGCGGGGUGGCGCAAGAUGAAUCCUGGGAAGAUGAGGAUGCCAGUCCCAGAAGAGUUCCUAUGGGAUUUGGGGACCUUGGCGGUGGAGGAAGGCCAUUGAUCAGUUUUGAGAUUUUUGAUUCAGUUUUACUGGUUCUGAAGAACAAGGCUGGAGUUACAUUUUAUGCCGUCUUCAUUGGAGGCGAUGGGACCCAAACCGGAGUUGGCAAUCAUUUGGCCACAUUGGUCCCUUCGUUUGAUCCGUCAAAAGAUGACAUGCAAACAUACCAACAGAAGGUGGAGCUGUUACUUUCAGCAUGGCCGAAGACAAAGAUCCCUGAACUAGUAACGAGAUUGAUUCUCCACAGCUCUGGAUCCGCCUUUGCAAAGUUACAACUUCAUCAUGCAGAACUCAUGGAGAACGACGAGAAAUCAGUGAGGAAGCUGAUAGAUCUUCUUGGUGGACAAUGGGGGAAGAUUGGCAUUGAGCGUCAAUACCGAGAUGCUGAACAAGCCCUCUACCACCUUAAUCAAUACAGUGAUGAAAGCAACGAUUCCUUUUUGGCCCGAGCCGAUGUGGCAUGGAGCAAACUCCUGAGCCAAAAGCUGUCGCUGGAGGACUUACAAGCCUUCAUACUGCUGCGUGGAUCCAAUUUGACUCCUGAUGAGAAAAAGCGCGUCAUCCUUGAAGCAGACAACAGCCUUGAGGGUAAGUUGACAGUGCGCAAGGUAACUGACGCCGUGAGACUGUUAGGAGCUGCCUUUUUCCAUGACAUCACUGGGAAUCGUAAGCCCACAAAACCGAAGGUGUACAGUGCAACAGCUCUGGUAACUGACGAUGUAGACACCGAAGAAGCUUUCAACACUCAAGAUGAGAUCACUGAAGAGGAUUUUGUAGAAUGUCUUCUCAAUGAAGGGGACAGUGAUGCUGCCUUAGUAAGUGACUAUGAAGCUGCUGCCAAUGAGGUUUUACAGGAGGACACUGAACUAGCCUCAGCCUAUAGCGCUUAUGUAGAAGCCAGGAAGAGAUUGACGGAGAAGUUCAAGAACAGGGGAUUCUGGCAAACAUCCAGUCGGUCGUUUGGACAGUUUUCAAAGGGGAAAGGAGGAUCAUCAAAGGGUUUCCAAAAGGGAAAGUCCACUGGUUUUCAGAAGAAUCGGAAAUCCUUACAAGACCGCAUCCUCAACAGUACCUGUAGACUGUGCAAUAGGAAGGGUCACUGGAAGGCAGAAUGCCCAUAUCGAAAUUCGAAUGGUUCGGGAAAUGCCUCCUCAACGACCUCAUCCACUGCAGCCGGGAGUGUGCCAGUCACCACCGUGACUGUAGAUCAAUCGAGCGAUGUCCUUCCCCUCGAGUUCAUGCAGAAUGAACAGCCGACCACCGCCAAGAUGAGACUUGCCAGACGUCUCAUGAGCCGCAAUCCGAUGUUUGGAAAUCAAGCCACACUGACCAGCCGACAAGCGCUAGUGGUACCGAUAGGAUCCCUGAAACUUAAGAUUGCCGUGGUGCCUGGAGGAACUCCGUUCCUCAUUAGCAAUACGCUGAUGCAGACUUUGCAGGUCUGUGCAGAAACAUUCGUGUCCGAUGAGACCGAGAAAAGUACUGCAGAAGCCAUGAUGUCGAAGGAAUCAAAUCACAGAGAUGUAGGGAUCCAAUCAACCACAACUGUGGAAGAUUUGGAUCACCUGACGCUGGCCGACCUAGACUCCGAAGUUGUGGCAUUCGGACAGAAACAUGCAGGCCAGAUGUUCAGUGAGACGUGGGAAGACCAGGAAUGGGUCCAAUUCAUGAUCAACAGAUACCAGAAGAGCACCAAAGAAUCACACCGCCGAUACCUCAAGUGGGUAGAGCUCAAGGUGGAGUCCAUGGAGCAGGGCCAAAUGGUAGUCCCGCCAAGCACUCAGCGAGGUUGUGGCCAUGCCGGAGCCAAAGCCAAGCCGAUGGCCAAAUCGUUGGCCACCCCAUCAAACACCUCUUUGCUGGAUGGAGAACUGGAAUGGGAUAUGGAGCCCGAGAUGUUAGCCUCCAUGACUAUGGGGCAGACACCAUAUUACCAGCAGGAGGAGAUGACCGCGCUCCAGGCGAGGAUGCUCAACCUGGAGAAUGCCCUGACAAGAGUGAUUCGACACAUGGAAGACCAAGCCCUUCAGGAGAAGGUCAAUGUGCCGGAAGGGAUGACAAUGAUGACCAAGUGCAGCACCAUCUCCAGAAACAAGUGGAUGCUGCGCGAUCACCUGAUCAAAGUGGUCAGAAGGCCACCCAAUUCGAGAGUCCGAUGCAAGUUCCCGAUGAUGGUAUGUCAUCCAUAA